AUGGGAGAUGGUGUGAAUGUCCCGACUUGUGUUCUCAAAGUGAAUAUCCAAUGCUGUGCAGCAUGUCCCAUGAAAGUGAAGAAAAAGUUGCAGAAAAUCGAUGGCGUGUAUGCUAUCGACAUAGAUGCCAAAAAUGGGCUGGUGUCUGUUUGGGGCAUGGUCCAACCGUCUAUGCUCAUCCAGACCAUAUCAGAAAAGGUUGGCAAAAAAGCGGAGCUUUACGCCUAUGAGAAGAACCCCAAGGUUCCAAGCAAAAUGCUAGCCCAAGGGAAUAGUUGUUCUCCCUGUAAAUACGAGAAAAAUAACCAACCAUGUUCUUUUCCUGAUGGAUCCAAUGACCACGACAAGGGUAAAGACAACCAUGAUCAGGCUGUCCAUAAUGAAGUUAAGGGCAAUAUACCAAAGGGGCCUGAAGGCACACUUUCUUGGCAUCACCCACAAAAUGGCAUGAAAAAGAAGAAACACGGCUUUGCUGGUUGGUUUGGCAAGAAGAGUACUGUUGAACCAAGAGUGAUUGGCAAUUAUGGAGGACCACGGCCAGGAUAUGCAAGGCUGCCACCUCCACCUCCACCUAUUCCACCGCCAUCAUAUAGAUAUGGACAGCAUGCACCACUUUAUCCCUACUCACCACCCUACCGAAUAACAAGGCCGCCGCGGCCAUAUCCAUAUGAUUUCUACGAGAAGAAGGAAGCGCCAAUAGGCAACUCUGCUUUUCACUCAUUUCGCGAUGAUAAUGUUAAUGCUUGCAGCAUGAUGUGAGCUGGUGCCAAAAUUGAAUUUGAUUAGUGUUUUUUCAGUUUAUCAUCCAGGAAUAACAUAACAUAUCAUAUAACUUUAUGCAUAUGAUAUGUAGUUUAA
This is a messenger RNA of Theobroma cacao (cacao), 858 nucleotides long. Its product is annotated as heavy metal-associated isoprenylated plant protein 42-like. Lineage: Eukaryota; Viridiplantae; Streptophyta; Magnoliopsida; Malvales; Malvaceae. Gene Ontology annotation, molecular function: metal ion binding. The record is from RefSeq and is a predicted model, not a curated record.